Caenorhabditis angaria is the source of this 1412-nucleotide messenger RNA. The record is from the annotation of a GenBank genome assembly. NCBI's taxonomy places the organism in Eukaryota, Metazoa, Nematoda, Chromadorea, Rhabditida, Rhabditidae.
AUGGUGCAAUUGGUGACAGAAGGUGAAUACGUGCCCUGGUAUUCCCGCCGUGCUCCUCCAGUCUUCUGUUUCCCGUGUCUCCCAAUUUAUAUGGGAGUUUGGCCGGGAAGACAAUGUCUACUGAUUUUGGGAACCCUUUUCUUCUUCUUCGGAGUCGUCAUUUUACUUACGAUGCUUCUUAUGUGCAUUGCGUUGGAGUGCGGAGGAUGGUGAGUUGCGGAAGCUGAAGCUGCGCGGAAGAGGCGCGCGGAAGAAAUCCACGUUUUUUGAUACCAAACAUGCCUAGGGUCUCUAGAGAGCUAGAGACGCAGAGGGAAAUACACUCGCUACGCUCGAAAGAAAGUUAAUUUGCAGACCACGGUGGUCUGCAAAUUAACUAAACAUACCGUGCAAAUUAACUCAAAACAGGAAAAAUACACUCGCUCCGCUCGUGCCGCUUACGCGGAAGUUUCCGGAGCGCUUCGCGCAAGCUUGCGGAAAAUAUUUCCAAUAUUUUGUUACAGGGCUGCUCUUCUUGUGCCAGUUGCCCUAAUUUUGCUGAUCCUUGGUCUACUAUUGUUCCAUUGCGGCUACGCCGCAUAUCUUUUGGAUGAUCACGGACAAAUUCCGAUCAAGUUAGUGAUUUUGGGUGGGAAAUUGAGCCAUUGUUGAGCUCAAAAUCAUAAUUUUAAGCUAUUUUUGCUUAAAAACAUGAUUUUUCAAGUCCUGAAGCUUGAAAAUCAUAAAUUUCAGCUUAGACAAGGUUGUGGAGCUUAAAAAUAGCGAUUUCCAGCAAUUUUUGCUUAAAAUCAUGAUUUUCUAGGUCUAGGAGCUGAAAAAUCACAAUUUUCAGUCGAAAUUGCGAUUUUACAAGUCCAGGAGCUCAAAAAUCAUGAAUUUCAGCUAUUUUUCACCAAAAAUCAUGUUUUUCAAGUCCUUGAGCUUGAAAAUCAUGAAUUUUCAGCUGUUUUUGCUUGAAAUCAAGAUUUUUCAAGUCCAGGAGCUUGAAAAUCAUAAUUUUCAGCCAUUUUCAGCUCUAAAACAUGAUUUCAAGCGAAAAUUGCUCAAAAUCAUGUAUUCCAACUCCAAAACCUAGUUUUAGCAAGAAAAAUGCGAUUUUCAGCCAGAAAUCUGAAAUUACAGCUUCUAAGAACUGAAAAACAGCUAUUUUUCACCAAAACCCCCCGAAAAUCUCACCAAAUCUCCAAUUUUCUCCCAGAAAAACCACCACAACCACCACCACAACUUCCACCUAUGAUCCAGAAUCACAUGAAGAUGAGAUUCGCCUUUUCGAAAAUGUGCACCGCGAGCAACUUCCCAAUGUCAAACAAGGAUUUUGGCAAUUUGAUGAGGAUUCGAGUUGGCAAGCCGCUUCUAAUCCAUAUCCAAUUCAACACACUUUGAAGAAUUGCUUGGAUAGACAACCUUAUUAA